UGACAGCCAGCACACAGGCCACAGGGCCACCAUCCAUCGUCAGCUGUUAGCAACGAAUUUGGUCUGGGGUGCCCGAGUGUGGUGGUUGUGGUUGUUCAUUGGUUGGUAAAAUGGCUGCGGGUUGUUGUGGUACCAAAAAACAGAAGCUGAACAAUUCGUCGACGGUUCCAACGUGCAACGGUACCAUGCCAGCCCCAACCAAUGGACUGAUCAGCUGCAGCAACGGCACAGCAGGAAUGGUGGCCUUGCCAGAAAUGUGUUUCUUUUGUUUCGAUGUACUUUAUUGCCAUUUGUACAAUUUGGCGCCACCCAAGACGCCUAGUUUCAGUAAUGAUGCAUAUCCAUUAUUUGUGACCUGGAAAAUAGGAAAAGAUAAACGUUUGCGCGGGUGCAUCGGAACUUUUAACGCAAUGAACCUGCAAUCUGGUCUGCGAGAGUAUGCCAUCACUAGUGCAUUUAAAGACUCGCGUUUUAGUCCAAUAACUCGUGACGAAUUUUCUAAACUCAGUGUUUCCGUGUCGAUUUUGAGACAUUUCGAGGACGGCGACGACUACUUGGACUGGGAAGUGGGUAUCCAUGGAAUCCGAAUCGAGUUUGUUAACGAAAAAGGAAAUAAGAGGACUGCCACUUAUUUGCCAGAAGUUGCUUCGGAACAAGGUUGGGACCAGUUGCAGACUAUAGAUUCUCUUCUACGUAAAGGGGGUUUUAAGUCUUCAAUUUCAGGCGAGGUGAGACGCACCAUUAAACUGACACGUUACCAGAGUGAAAAAAUCACCGUCGGUUAUCAAGACUAUAUGAACUAUUGGAAUAGCCAACGGUGCUAGCAACUAGUUUGGGGGCGUCCGGCUCCUCAAGCGCCGCCCCCACAAUUGCAAACAUCACCGUUCUCUCACCAUCAACCGCCACCGUCGUACCUCCACCAAACCACAAUGCCGCCUCCACCGCCACCCACGUUCGUUGUCGUUCAGCCGCCCCUUUCGCCGUUCGGUUCCACGGUCGCCCACCAGUACGUACUACCUGCCCCCGUGCCUCUGUGGUGGCACGAUCAGUACGUGACGCCAGGCGGCGGGGCCAAUUCCUGCCAUACACGUUUAAAUUACGGACCUCCGGUCGUCGGAAACGGUUUGGCGAUGACCGAGUCGCCAUUUUACGAAAACGGCGGCGGCGGAGGUUCGAUUUUUCCUAGACACAAGUGACCCAUGCGGUGCCUUAUGAGGUUAUGUUACUGUUCAAAGUUAUAGCAGGCCCUCAUCUUACAAUCUGCUUGGCUUGGUUUUAUUGUUGUUGUAGUUUUAGCUGUUUCUGUUUGAGUUGAGGGCGUUUAUAUUUUUUUGACGUUUUCAAAUUCACCUGACAGAUAAACAUGAUCAAACUUCAUCAGACUUCAUCCUCAUCUGUAGAUUGAUCCAAGAGCACUUCAAGUAGAUCUUAAUUAAUUGUAGUCUGGUAAUAGUUACAAAUUACAAGUGCGGUCAUGAACAUGAUUACAAUAUCGAGUGUGAAAGAGUAGAAUAACGAGGUCGUAGACCGAGUCUUUCUAAUCACACGAGUUUUGUAGUCAUUUUUACCUACGAGCGUGCGGUAAAGUGAACUUUACCGCACCCUUUUGCGAAUGGAAAGUAGCACUUUACCGCACACUAUGCGGUGAAGUUACCAUUUGAAGUUUCUUCGACUAGUUCUUGAUUAUGCUCCUGAUUUUCUGGACUGGUAGGCGUCACAACUCGUUAUUAUUUAUGUUGAAAUCAGCUUAUGAACUUGACUACCAUUUUUUCUUUGGCGUCCGAUGUUCGUAAGAAUACUGACAUUUUUGUUUGGUCAUCAACUUUUGUUAUUGUUGCACCUUCCCAUUGUCUGUUGGGAAGUUUUACUCUACUGGAAAGUACCACUUUACCGCACACUAUACGGUAAAGUUACCAUUUGAAGUUUCUUCGACUAGUGAUUGAUUAUGCUCCUGAUUUUCUGGACUGGUAGGCGUCACAACUCGUUAUUAUUUAUGUUGAAAUCAGCUUUUGUUUUAUGAACUUGACUACCAUUUCUUCUUCUUUCCCUCAAUCUUUUCAAUUCAUUUGUGACAUCUUUUACAAUAUUUGGUUUCAACUUUCCACUGUUUACUGGAAGUAAUGUCCUGGUAAUUCUGCUAGAAAUUCUUUGAUUAGGUGAGCCCAGUGACGGGUUUUUAGGUGUAUUUCUUUAGUUGAGUAGAGCAAUCUGUAUAUCUGGUUUGUCGUCUGUACAUUCUUUUAACAGAUUUUUCGCAAUUUGAAUAUUUCUUUUCUAUUAAAAAAUUGCUUCUUGGAUGCUAUGGACUACUGAAAUUGGAAUUUUCCAAUGUUUCCAUAGCUUUUUUAGUAAUUUUUUCUACACCUUCCUGGGAGUCGGAAUAAAUAAGAAUAUCGUCCAUUUAAGUAGCAGUGAGUGUUUGGAAUGUGUUUCAACAAGGAAGUUAUUAUUUCUUGAAAUACCUCUGGUGCUGAAUAGGUUCCAAAUGGUAGACGAGUGCAACUAUAACGCCCCCAUGGUGUUGAAAACGUGUAGUUGAGUAGAUAGAGCAAUCUUGAUUUGUCCUCUGUACAUUUUUUUAACAGAUUUUUCGCAAUUUGAACAUCUCUUUCCGAUUAAAAAAUUGCUUCUUGGAUGCUAUGGACUACUGAAAUUGGAAUUUUCCAAUGUUUCCAUUACUUUUUUAGUAAUUCUUUUUACACCUUCCUGGGAGUCGGAAUAAAAAAGAAUAUCGUCCAUUUAAGUAGCAGUGAGUGUUUGGAAUGUGUUUCAACAAGGAACUUAUUAUUUCUUGAAAUACCUCUGGUGCUGAACAGGUUCCAAAUGGUGGACGAGUGCAACUAUAACGCUCCCAUGGUGUUGAAAACGUGAGAUAUUUUUUAGUCUGCUCUGCAACUUUUAUUUGCCAAAACUCUCGUUUGCAAUCUAAAAGUGUAAAAUAUUUGGCUCCACGUAUUUGUGCUGAAAUUUAUUCCAUGGUUUUAAGCGGAUAAUGUUUUUGUUAACAUAUGUAGGAUCUAUGCAGAUUCCUAAUUUACCUUUUUGCCUAACAGUUACUAACGGACUGACUGCAGGAGUAGGUUCUGUGACGGGCUUAAUGACUCCACAGUUUAUAUGACAUAACAUAGUCCAUAACACCAUUAGUUGUGUUAUAGACAUAACCGAGCUUAUAACCUAGUUCAUAACACCACUAGUUGUGUUAUGAUUCUCAUGACAUAACUCAAAUACUAGAGAAAUGGUUAUGUAAAAACGUCAUAACCAAACGCUUGCAGAUAAACUUCAUUACAUUACUAGUAAACAAUGAACUCAUUGUGUAUUUUUUAUCAAAUUUGAGUAUUUCGUCUCUUCUGGACACUUGUUUAUCUGUUAGUUGUAGAAUUUUAAAAAAAAAACCUACCAUAGCUUUUUAUGAUACCUAAAGCUCUAUCAAAAAUCUUAUGAAUUUGAAAAAUAACUUUAAAAUGUCAAUAGAAAUAAAUUAAGCUCCAUAAAAAACCCAUUUUAUAAAAGAAAUUUUUGACAAAGACUUAUUUUUAAAUAAACGUAUCUAAAUUAAGUCCAACUUAGAUAAAAUAUUGACAGUUUUCCAGCUCAGCAACGAACUAAGCUAAGUUUCUUUUUGCAAACAGCAAUCAACUGAGCAACCAUUAUUCUUAUUAAAACCUGUAAUUAAUUGAACAGUAAACCAACCCCAUAGGACACCACACAUAUGGCAGCAGAAUGUGGAUUUUUUUUUUUUUUUUUAAUGUGCCUAAAACGACACAAACAUUUUUCCAACUUGUGCAGUACUUUUGCGCCAUCUGUGAUAAAAAAAAAAUGGUAAAAUCUACCAACAAACGAAAUUCAAAUUGAUGACUUACUAAUGCAAAGUCGGUACUGUGCAUGCGGUUUUAAGGGUAAACUUGAGUGAGCCGCUCAAGGAUUAUAUUUAAUUUAAUCAAAAUCCCACCCAAAACUUGUUAACCAGAUCAAAUUAUGUAAUUGUUUUAAAUUUUUUUGGGAGUUGGUAUUAGGUUUAAGCGUAAAGUCAAACCUUGAACAAUACAUUAUGUAUUUCUAUUUUUCGUGUUAAUCAAAUAUUGAUAAUUCAUUGUCAAGGAUUUUAAAUUUAAAGGUUUGACCAAUAGUUUAAUUUUUGAUGACCCUGGCUCCAAAUCUAAACUUCAAUCACAAAAAAGUGUCCAUGGAUGCAAAUAUCAAAAACAUUCCCCUAAAAUAGUUUUCAUUUGGAAUGAGCGUAUCAGGGAAGAUGAAUCUAAACGAUAAAGUCCGACCAAAAAAAAAAUUUACAAAGCGUUUAGCAUUUUACUUAAAUUUCACUGCCAUCUCAUAGUAGUUAGGCCAUUAAGACUUAAAAAUAAUUUUUUUUUAUAGUCUUAAAAUGAUAAUGCUCAGCUCGGUAGCUCUUAUAUUUUAAUUGUUAUAAUACAACGUCCUUAGGUGGAGUUUUCAUUGUUUUCCACCUGUAUUCGUACAUAAAAAGUUGUGGUUGUGAUCUCAUCAUUAUAUCAUAAUGUACAAAAGAAAGCUACUAGAAAGCAUUAUUCAUGUUUUCUUUAAUCAACCAAAGCUGUAAAAGUUUCCUUAUUUUUGGAACAAUAGAUACCUCAGGGACGUUGAGAAAUAAAAACAAAGUUGAUAGUGAGCAAGUAGCAUUAUACCCGUAUAUAAAUUGGAAAUUGAAUUGAAUCGUUAGAAAGCCAAUAUGUUUUAGAUUUAUUUUAGUUAGUGCAAAAGCCACUUUUCAGUGUUAUUUUCAAAUAAUACAUUCAGUGAUUUUAAAGACUGCACUGGAAAGUGACUUAAUUUACAGUUAUUAUCUCAGAUUUAACCAGAGCAAAAAAAAAAAAUUAAUUAUGUUUUAAACUUUAUUAUUAUAGGAAUUAUCACUUUAUUUUUCAAAUAUGUGGCUACUUAUUUUGGGGAUGCGUCUUGUGUAGAAGGGCAUCUAUUUAUCUCUGUAACAUUAUUUUUUUGUUUGCAUUUUUUGUUUUUACUAAUAAAAUUGUAUGCAACUGAGAAC
Ceutorhynchus assimilis (cabbage seed weevil) is the source of this 5023-nucleotide messenger RNA. Lineage: Eukaryota; Metazoa; Arthropoda; Insecta; Coleoptera; Curculionidae. The record is from the annotation of a GenBank genome assembly.